AUGUCAACAGCGAAUCAUUUCCAAACUCAUGUAUUAAUCCAUGAUAAAACUUCACUAACGAAUGAUGAAAUUCAUCUCAAUUCACUAUUAGAACAAUGUUUAGCAUAUCAACUUGAUACAACAAAAGCUACAAUUGAAGGGAAAUUCAAAUUAAAUAAAAGUUUAGAUAAUGAUGAAUCAGAAAUUUCAAUUGAUGAAAACAAUUAUCAAAAUAAAAUAAAUGAUAAAAGCGAUUUUAUUUGCCGAAUUUUAGUACAUAAAGAUGCAAUUGACAAAAUUGAAAAUUUAUCUCUUGUUCAACAAUAUGUUGAAAUGAAAAAUGCAAUCAAUGAAACAACACCUGAGCAAGUUUUAACUACAAAUGGUUUUCAUCAGUUAUCUGUUAUUGAGCAAAUACUUUCCACUGUAUAUUCAUCAUCAUCAUUAAAUCAAUGUGAAUUACGGAUUCUUAUUCACCAACCUUAUGCGCCAUUGAUACUUGGAAAAUUGGGUGACCGAGCAAAACUCUUACGUGAAAAAUAUUCGUUACACAUGUUAACUAUUCAUCCAACAUGUGCACCACAUUCAACUGAGCGCGUUCUUCUUAUGCAAGGUUUAUCACUUGAAAAAAUACUUUCUUGUCUUGAAGAAAUAUUUAUUCAUAUUAAUCAAACUACAUAUCAUAGUGAUGAAAUUUUACACUAUGAUGAAACAAAUUACGAUGUCUCACUUACUCAUGAAUAUGGUGGCUUUCAUUCUUCUGAAGCCAUCACACGUCACAAUGUACAACAUAAUCAAUCUCAUGCACAACAUGGGAAAUUUAAAGAAAAAGAAAAUGAAGGCAUUAGUCGUCAUUCAGCAUUUAAUGCUUGGAAUGGUUCAGUUGCAACUGAUACAGAUCAUGAAUUUUCAAUAGUUAAAAUUGGUGAAGAUUCUAUAAUACGAGAAUUUUGGAUCAAUCAUGGUCAAUUCCGUGCUCUACUUGGUCCUCAUGGUGUGCGUAUUGCACAAAUUCGGUCAUGA
This is a messenger RNA of Rotaria socialis, 1002 nucleotides long. Lineage: Eukaryota; Metazoa; Rotifera; Eurotatoria; Philodinida; Philodinidae. The record is from the annotation of a GenBank genome assembly.